Messenger RNA from Eriocheir sinensis (Chinese mitten crab), 1027 nucleotides. RefSeq lists its product as uncharacterized. Lineage: Eukaryota; Metazoa; Arthropoda; Malacostraca; Decapoda; Varunidae. The record is from RefSeq and is a predicted model, not a curated record. The transcript has 2 exons. Gene Ontology annotation, cellular component: extracellular region. Gene Ontology annotation, molecular function: chitin binding. Bases 122 to 850 code for a protein of 242 amino acids.
UUCCCUACUACUGCCACUGCAAGCACUACCACCACCACCACCACCACCACUACCACCACCUACUACUACUACUACUACUACUACUACUACUACUACUACUACUACUACUACUACUACUACUAUGGCGCCGCUACGAGUAAUGUUAGCAGGGAUUGUGAUAUUGGGCGUGUGGGCGGCGGGCGCGGCGGCGCAGAGCACCAGCUGCGACCCCUCGUGCCCGGUGGACUGCGUGCCGGGCACCAACGUGCCCAACCCGCGCAACUGUGCCCAGUACUACACGUGCCUCGAGGACUGCACGCCCAGCGACCCCGUCUUCGAGUGUGCCGAGGGACACCUGUUCGACGUGGUGACGGCGCAGUGCCAGCCCGACGCCGGCGGCGUGACCUGCGGCUACUGCCUGCCGCGGUGCAGCUACACCUGCGACGGCGACACGGAGCUGGCGGCGGUGAGGGGGGACUGCGAGAAGGCGAUUCUGUGUAGCAUAGCCUCGCAACCGACCAUCACCUGCAGUGAGCCAACCUCGUACUUCAACGGCACACAGUGCCAGGCGGACGACACGCAGUGCUGUGACCCGUGCGAGGUGUUCUGCGAGGCGGCCUUCACGGAGAUCAUGGACCCCUACAGCUGCACAAGCUACUACUACUGUGCCCAGGUGGGCUACCCGCUGCCCGAGGACAGGUACGAGUGUGACGCCGGCGAGGUGUUCCUCGACGGCCACUGCCGGCCGGAAGGAACGGAGGAAUGCGUACCGCCGUGCGGGGGGCCUGCAACCUUGACUACUGAUACUACUGAUCCUGCUACUGAUCCUGCUACUGUUUUUGGUAUAUUUGAUUACGACCUGGCUGUCUAAUAGCCGGAGAGAGAGAGAGAGAGAGAGAGAGAGAGAGAGAGAGAGAGAGAGAGAGAGAGAGAGAGAGAGAGAGAGAGAGAGAGAGAGAGAGAGAGAGAGAGAGAGAGAGAGAGAGAGAGAGAGAGAGAGAGAGAGAGAGAGAGAGAGAGAGAAUCAAUAAAAGCCUUUAGAGGAGCA